Molecule: messenger RNA, 2550 nt
Organism: Colletotrichum orchidophilum
Lineage: Eukaryota; Fungi; Ascomycota; Sordariomycetes; Glomerellales; Glomerellaceae
Product: PH domain-containing protein
Exons: 3
Coding region: 1-2550 (849 amino acids)
Molecular function (GO): protein binding
Source: RefSeq, a predicted model, not a curated record
AUGAACUACACACAAGAAUAUGACAUGGCUGAGCGUCGCCUGCGCCAUGAGAUGCGCGAAAAGGCGACAACGCGCGACACAUUCUUUGGCAUCAAGGCCGAGCCGCAAAGACCAACGUCGGUGGCGACCGAGUUCAUGGACAUGGAAUGGGACGACGGCGUGCUCAGCGAGUUUGAAGACAACUCUCCUCGGAUCAGUGUCAACUCAUCUAGCGGUCAACCAAGUAUCACAACACUCUCAUCCUAUGACGAGGUACAGACGCCGAGGUCAAGUCAGGGACGGAUGAUGUAUGCGACGGAGAUGGAGUCACCAAACAAGAACAUUGAGGGUCCUUCUGGCCCGCACCUGUUCCGUACUUCCACGGCCAGCUACUUUGACGAAGCCAUCCUGACGCUGUCCCCGGUGACACCAAAGACAGCGCGGCCUUUUGAUGAGCCCUUCAGACACAUCAGACCGCAGCAGCCGCCGGUGCCCCAAUCUAGACACCAGAGUGGGCCUUUCCAAUUCACGUAUGAAGAGUUCGAGUCGAGGGAGCUUGUUUCGUGGACACCAGAGAUGGUUGCGCAAUCGAUGCUCAAUGCUGGCAUUGAGCUCUCGGUAGCCGGCCGCUUCGUCGAGAACGAUAUCAACGGACCUAUUCUAAUCACGUUGAAAUUCGAGGAUCUGAAGGAGUUGGAUAUUCCGUCAUUUGGCAUGAGGACGCGCGUUUGGAACCAGAUUCAAGUCCUGAGAGACAGCAGGCCAAGCUCGCCCCGCGCUCCUACACCAAUCCAGGACGAGCCGAGCCGCGAAGUGAAGAAGGAGACUCGCGAAGUCCGAGCGGCGGAAAGGCAGGCGGACGACUGCGGAAUGAAGAGGAGUAAGAGCAGCAGACGGCGGCCCAAGAAGCCGUCGCAUGACGACAUCAUCACUCCCAUGGAGUCGGUAUCCAUCGUCGGCAUCGAGCAGGUCGUCCCCAAGCCGCAUCAGUGUCCAAAGGGCGAGAACUGCUCCAAGUGGAGGAAACAGCAGCGUCUCAUCGAGGCCUUCAAAAAGGAGCACCCCUUUGUCGACCUUGAGACGGAGCAGGUCGUCAUCACCGGGAACCCCGGCAACCCGCACACGGCCAGAGCCCUUGACCCUACGCAGAUUCUCAGACCCAUCUCGGACGCCGUCCCAUCGGUGGUGGCUUCUUCCGACGUGCUGGGACCGGGCAACGCCACCCCCCUGCAAUACCUGCAGGAGGCUGCUCUCCGCAACGUCGUCGCGCGAGAUCCGCAAGACAAUGUGCGCCAGUUCCUCGACUUCCAGAAGCAAGAGGAUACCACGGUGCCCCCUACGCCUCCCUUCGAGAUGGGCUUUCCCGCUAUGAAGGCUCAACCCGAACGUCUUCGUCACCUCCCGAAGCUGUCCAUCCCGGGCAAGCAGGCGCCUCGCGCAAGCCCUCUCAGAGCCUCAACGGUCCCUGCACCUUCCCAGCCGGAGCCGCUUUCGAUACCCCCUUACCAGCAGCAAGGCUUCGUCCCCUACCACAUGGAUAGGGCAGAAGCCAUGUCGCCGGAUCUGCAGAGCCCGGUCAACAACCCCUACCGCUUCGGUACUCCCUUCUCUGAGAUGGACGUCCCCGUCACCGCCGUGCCGAUGGACCGCAUCGCGCGCGACGUCUCCCAGUCCGUUCCCCCCGAGAUGAACUACCGUCCCGGCGUCACCAAGCAGCAGCCGCCCCUUUCCCGCACCCAAUCCCGCUCCUCUGCCCGCCGCCCCUCGUUCCCCGUCCUCCCCGCCCUGAACGAGAACACCGCAACUCCCAUUGCCCGCACGUCUCCCAGGCAUACUUCCCCUCGCACCUCCGUCCGUCCCCAGCAGCAGCAGCAGCAUCAAGUACAACCUCUCCAAGCCCCUCCCCGUGUGAACUACCCCUGGUCCCCCAUCGAGCGCACAACGCCGUUUGAGCAAGCCAUUCCCCCAAUCUCCCACCUCGCGGCCGCCCUCCCUGUCAAGCAGGCUGCCGAGGCGGCCCAGCAAGACGGCGUGACCUUCCAAGGGCCCAUGAAGAAGCGCAAGACAAAGAUGCUCCGCCACGAGUGGAACGACACCUUUUGCACCCUCAAGGGCACCCGCCUGGCGGUCCACAAGGAUGCAAAGACAAUUGACCGCACGCUCGAGUACGUCGACGUCGACGACUACGCUAUUGCGUGCUCCAGCCUCGCGUCGCAGAGCAAGCUCACGGCCGCCUUCAAGGCCGUCCACUUCUCGUCGUCGCACAGCCGCGAAAAGAGCGACCCCAUUGCUGCGUUUAGCUUCCAGCUCAUUCCCCAGGAUAAAGACAAGGAGUCUGCGGGUGCGAAGCUGCGCAAACGCAGCAGCGCGCUGCACGGGUUUGGUCAUGGGCACUCGUCGAGCUCGGGGUCGAUCCCGGCCGAAGGCGCCAACGGCACGGGCAAGACGCAUCACUUUGCUGUCAAGAGCCGCGACGACCGCAUCGAUUGGAUGCGGGAGUUGAUGCUUGCAAAGGCGCUGAAGCAGAAGGGUGAUGGGUUCGAGGUCAGUGUCAAUGGCAACAUGAUCUAG